UUUAAUAAUUUGAUAUACUUCAUAAUCUUCUAUUAAGAAAUUACCUUCAUCCUUUAUUCUUUUUUCAUAAUAAUUCUUUUUAUAGUAAAAGGUAUUAUAAUUAUGUAUUUGUGUCUUCAUUAAUUGACCGUAUAACAAGGUCAAUACCAAAACAUGGACCAUGUUUAUAAUAAUUACUUAUUGCACGAGAUAUAUUUUCUUAAUAGCAUAUUUAAAAAGUUUAUUCUCAUUCAUAAAAGAAAAUAUAAAGCUAUCUUUCGUAUUUCCCCACGUAUCAGAAUUUAUAUUAAAGAGUUAUUAUAUCCACCAAUAAUCUCUUUCGUUCCAUUUACUUUAAUAAAUGUGACGGUAUUAGGUUUAUCAUCACAUAAAGUAUGAAAUUUUUUAGUAGUAAAUCCGUUUCGGCUUCGUCUUAGUAGCAAUUCUAGUUUAUAUGGUAAAUAUAAUUCUCUGAUUUGAGAAAAUUUAUCUAUAAUAACUCUCUUGUCAAUCAUGUGAAAUAAUCAAAUUAUUAAC
This is a messenger RNA of Rhizophagus irregularis DAOM 181602=DAOM 197198, 516 nucleotides long. NCBI's taxonomy places the organism in Eukaryota, Fungi, Glomeromycota, Glomeromycetes, Glomerales, Glomeraceae. The record is from RefSeq and is a predicted model, not a curated record.